ACACUAUAUUCCACUUUUCCAUUUCAAUUUGAUUUAGCCCUAAUUUAUCCAUCUGCCCUUUUGGUUCGUCCCUCAGCCUUCUCUUCCUCUCUGCUAUCUCGAUCUGCUCCGUCUUGAUCUCUCAUGCUCGAUCUCCAUUACUUUAGCUCAUCGUAGGCUCUCUCUCUCUCAUCCCUCUCUCUCCACCACCAUUUCUCAGCUGAAGCACUUCUUCCACCUGCGUUUCAGAGGCCGUUUUUCCAUCUGAAAAACCUCCAUCUAAACGAUCUCAAUCUCCGAUUCCCUAUGAGGUAACUCUCUUCGUCCUGCCCGUCCCGUCCCUUCUGUUUCAUAGAGUUAUCCGGCGAUAAACAAGAUGGAUCCCCUAGUUCAGUCACUAAGUCAAUAGUGUAUCCGGUGAACAUCACAUUCCCCCUUCCCUAACUGGUGUAGCAAGUGAACCCCCAAUUAACGGAAGUACCUCAAUUUCAAAUUCUCUCUCUUCCCCUUACGGAUCCUACUCAUCCUCUCUCUCUUGGUGUCUAUUAUAUCCAUUGACUUCAAAGCCUCGAUUGCGAUCGUUUCACAUUUCAGGUCGAGGUUGGACGAUUUGGAUCUUUGAUUUCAACCGCUGAAUUCAGAAAAGGAAGGAUAAAUAAUAAGUUGACAAUGAAACGAACGGUUAGUGAAGUGGAAAAAGUGAGUGAACAAAAUACCAAAGCUUCAACUUCAAAAUCAUCCCAACCACCGCCGAAGAAGAGGCGGGGUCCGACACGAUGCAAGAAUAUCAUAGACGCGAAAACCUUAUUACCUUUAAGGGUUAAUAAGUUUGGACAGCCGAUCGGUCCUGGGAGUGGUACAUAAACUAAUUAUCUGGGAACACUUGCCCGAAAGGGUGAAUUAGCUCUUUUGUGCUACAAAACUUGGUGGGAGAUGCCUAAACAGCUGAAGGAGGAUAUGUGGAACAUUGUAUAGGGAAAAUAUGAUGUGGGAAUCAUGACAAAACAGUGGACAAUAUCCUCCAUCGAAAAAAAAUGGAGGGGGUACAAGUGUGAGUUAAAAAAUGAAUACUACUCAGUUAGGGAUACAGAUGAAGAAAGAUUGGCAAACCUACCACCUAAUGUUGAAAAGGAGCAUUGGGAAUUUUUGGUUAGGCAUUGGGGUAUGCCUAUGGCGAAGAAGGUUAACAAAAAAAAUAAAGAACGUCGUGGGAAGCAGACAAUGAUGCAUACUACAGGGACAAAAAGCUUUGCACGUGUUUCUGCCGAGAUUGAGGAAGACGAAGGUAUUCAGCUUUCUCGUGCAGAUUUAUUCAUCCGCACACAUGUAAAUAAGGAUGGCAAAGCUACUGAUGCUGCUGCUUCGGAGAUGAUUGAAAAUAUAAGAGAACUUCAAAAAAGUUACUCUGACUCGCCUAUUGGCAGCUCCAAUGAUUUGUUCUCCAUUGUGAGGGGAGAAGAGAGAACUGGUCGUGUGCGGAUGCUUGGCUUCGGGCCUACACUAAGCGAUGUUUGGGGGCCCUCUCCUAGUAAAGCUGAACUGAUUAAUAAUGCUAAAAAAUUUCAGGAGGAGGCAUGCGCUACACGUGUAGAGUUGCAGGAGACGAUUUCAAAAAUGCAAGCCGACUAUGACAACAAGUUGGAAAAUUUACGAGCCAACUACGACGACAAGUUGGAAAAUCUACAACAACAGGUUGCUAUGCUAAUGCAGAUGCAACAAAAUUAUAGUGGACAAAGUAUCCCCAAAUCCAUUUUCUAGUCGUGAUGCCAAUUCAGUUAAGGUUAUGAACUUUUAAUUUCUCUUAUAUAUAUGUUAAAUUUUCAUUUAUUAUAAUGUGCGCUUAAUGAAUUUAUAAAAAAUGUAGGGUAAUUCAAAUUAAAUGGGCAAGAAGACUAGUUGAAGUUGAAGUUGAAGUUGAAGAUGGGGUCGUGGCUGUGCUUUUUGAAUUUCCUUCGCUUUGGAUGGGUUCUUUUUGAAAAACUUGUACUACAUUUGUUAAAAAUUCUUAAUUCUUUUUGUGUGACAUUUAGUACCUUUAUCUAGACAAUUUGGAUGGUAUUUUCAUAUUGACAGGUUAACUUGUGUUUGUAUUAGUAUA
Molecule: messenger RNA, 2077 nt
Organism: Cornus florida
Lineage: Eukaryota; Viridiplantae; Streptophyta; Magnoliopsida; Cornales; Cornaceae
Exons: 10
Coding region: 976-1737 (253 amino acids)
Source: RefSeq, a predicted model, not a curated record